Messenger RNA from Trichobilharzia regenti, 2645 nucleotides. The record is from the annotation of a GenBank genome assembly. Lineage: Eukaryota; Metazoa; Platyhelminthes; Trematoda; Strigeidida; Schistosomatidae.
UGACAGGGAGAUUUACUGAACUAGAAUUCACUAGAGGUCUCGAAUAACUGUGACUAUCUGAAAGCGAGGAAGAAAAAAUUAGUGUAUAUAUUUAAGCACGUUGCCAACAUAUUGCCCAUUGUUUAUGCUAUACAACCGCGUAGACCGAAUGGGCGGGAAUUCGACAGGAUGAUUGAGAAGCCUAUUUACUUUGAACAGGUGAAAUCAUGCAUAAUCAAGUUUCAUAAUGAACACCUGGAAGUAGUUACCGAUGAAACUCACUUUUUACAAAAUUUAUGUGAGUCAUUGGAGUCAGUUUUCCGGAUGGGAUUGAAGUGCGGACGUCGCUUGAUGAGACGAAAAGAUUAUUGGGAUUGGAUGAAGAAGGUUCCACAGAUUUGUAAGGAAUACGGAAUUUUCGUCCACCCAAGUUAUCAAGAGGCAGUUAACCAUGUUUUAGAUUGUCGGAAGCUUCCCAUAAACCCUAUUGGCAGGCCUCAAUAUGAUAUUCACUAUGUUGAAGACAUAUCCUUAAUUUCUCUACACGUAGAAAAAUCUCAACCAUUGCUAUACACGUGCUAACACACUUUCGGAACUUAAGCUCUAUAACGUAGCACAAUUAAAUGAAGAGACAGGUUGAUCACUGAUCUUUCUUCAUCGAACCUACGUCGGCACAAUACCAAUAUCGGAGACAUGUAAAAUAUUACCAAUAAAAUCAAACGAAAAGAAGUAAUGAAACUGUCUAAACAAAGCUUGGAAGUUAUGUUCAUAAAUGUCGCAGUAUUACCACUAUUCAAGGACGUGGACGUCUCCUCAUUCGUAUGUUAUUGCACUCUGGAACUAUCGACUUCCCAUUUAAGCUCAUGUCAAGUCAUCCGUAUUUAUCAGCUGAGUUUUAUGAAGAAUCGCAAUCAGUUAUGGGAAAUGAAAUUUUAAUUCAAAUAUUUUGUUCUCUUGUUAGUGAAGUUAGUCGAAUUCCUUUCAGUUUGAAUGUGGCAAAUACAGAAUUCCUUGAUGAAACUUGGUGUCUACCGGCGUUCAAAACAUUCACAUUUGUUCCGUGCAAAAUACUUGGUGCUCGUGUAGAAACAGUAGAUGGUCAUUAUUUGGUUACUGAAGUAGAUCCUGGUGGAGUUGUUGCUGAAGACAAUCAAAUUACUGUUGGCGAUAUAUUGUCUACUAUCAAUCUACGCUCUCUUCAUGAUGGACAACCUGUUCCUGUCGGUGUUACAAAGGCACUGUUGCCUGAUGGACGUAUAUAUCCUCAUUUGAAGCUUCUUCUGGAGGAACAUGGUUAUAUUAAUUUAAUCAUGGAACUUGAGAAGACUGUACAAGUUGAUAGCAGCAAUAAUCAUAUCAAAAAUAGUUUUUUUGAUCAAAAUCCCUGGUGUUGUUUUCGGUACAUUGGUCAGUGUGAAGUAGGCUCAAACGGUGGAGUUAAUAUGAUCAAUCGCUCCAUUAUUUCUGUUUUAAAUAAUGUAAAAAGUUCCGACAGUGAUACUCCAGUGCAUAUUGAAUUAGGAGAAUUAGGCGUAACUGUAUGGAAAAUACAAUGGAAAGAGGAUAAAAUUGAUCGUGCUGAUCAACCUCUACUACGUCAUUCUUAUCCUCAAAUAUCUUCAUGUGGUCGAAGAACUGAUGAGACAAAUUAUUUUGCUUAUAUAGCAGGUGAUGAAUCGUGUACAACAGCAAGUCAUUUUAUUUGUUAUGUAUUUGAAUCAAUUGAUAGAGAAGAGGCGAGAAGGAUUAUAUCUGGUUUAUCACUGGGCUUUGAUAGAACACAUUGGACUCUGUGAUAAUGGAUCUAAAAGUGGAUCUUAUUCACUGCUCCUUCAUGUGAUAAAACUUGCAUUGAUUUAUUUCGUUUAUAUAUUAAAUAAUAUUAUUGGUUUUAAUAUUUUAUUUUUAUUUUGAUUUAGUUCAGUAAUUUUGUCUCAUUUCUAGUGAUCAUUGUGGUUUUUAUCCUUAUUGUUUUCUGUCUCUCUUAUUUCUCUUGUGACGUAUACAUCAUGACAGAUAAUAUUCUGUAAUACUUUUUCUUUUUCAUUUCCUGAGGGUGAGCAUUGAUCACAGUGUUCAUAAUUCCCUUUUUACUCUUCACUCAAUGGUGUUUGGUUUCUCAUUUGGUUUUACAAAAAAAGGAGUUUUAUGAUUACUUUCUCCUAUUUAUUGAUUUUACAAAAUGCCUACUUAUAUAUAUAUAUAUAUAUAUAUAUAUAUAUUGCUGUUAUACAAGUUAGACCUGCUACUUGUGUUAUGUAAAUUUCGCCUACUCUUUCUUAUCCUCCGAAUACUUUUAAUUAAUUUGAAUGGUUUUACAUAUAUAUGUUUUUAAACGUUUUGUCUAGAAUUGUUUAUGCAUUUUACUGUGAUUUGUGUGUUCUGUUUUAUUCGACUGUAUUUACUUAUUACUAAAUUUUUUAUAUGGGUGUGAAAGAUAUUAAUGAAAGCAAACCUGUACACACUGGUGUUGGUAUAUGUUGUAUAGGUAGGUAAUUGACCUGAAUUUUCAAUUGUUUGUGUGUUUAACCGGCUUAACAUAACAUAUAUACAACAUAUUUUCUUCUACAAUUAGUUGUCUUCUACAGGCGGGAUUCUAUUUCUCCUGACUUUUGAGAUCUUUUUGAGUUAAAGGGUCAUUUUGAAGUAUAGAUUUUCCCGCUCCC